CUUGGAGAAAAAUUUGGCUCAUUUUUGGUCCCGGGCCAAAAAAGAUUGGGAUCUCCUGCUUUAAAGCUGCUCAUACAGCUCACUGCUUGUCAUGUGCCACUUGCUCGGCCGAGUAGACCAGUGCUGGUCAGGUGACAAUACGUAGAAUACAGAUUGCUUUACUACCAUGAUGGAAAGUGACUAAGAAAUCCCAGCGCUGGGACAUACUGGUACCCAGUUAGCUCCAUCCUUUGCUUUCUGGAGGACUCGAGGACAGACACGUGAGGAUGAGAGGACGUGCACGGCGACAGGCACGCGCCUCGGGAGCAGCAGGCUCGGGAGCGCGCCUGGGGUGAUGGCGGAGGAUCGUGUGAGUGAGUGAAGCGCUCGUUGUCUUCCUCUUUCCCAGCCUGUUCGGUGUGAGUGCAGCUCGACUCCCGCUUCCCUCCGACCCCUCUCCCCCUCUCCCCGCACACACUGACUGAGGCAUGGGGAACGAGGCCAGCCUGGAGGCGGGAGAGGGUGGAGGGGGUGUCGGGCAGCCUCUUCCAAGUCCCGGGCCCGGGGGUUCAGCACCAAGCCGCGGACAGCUCCCAGGGCCCAGCAGCGCUGGAGCAACACCUGCCGGGACGCGCCAUGGAGAAUCCAGUGCCUCCGGAAGACUAGAAAAUUCUGGACGUCUGGCCGGACAGAGCUCAGCUCCACAGUCUUUUAGACAGACCACUUCAAGCACAGAAAGCACAAAAGAUAUGAAAAGCCAUGCUUCACCUUCCCACCAACAACCAGACAUCUCAAGGAGAACUCUGCAGGUGGAAAAAGGUCCAAGAACUGGAAGAUCACCUUCUGUAUCCCCAGAUAGAGCCACCACCCCGACUUCUCCAUAUUCUGUCCCACAGAUUGCUCCUCUUCCCAGUAGCACUGUUUGCCCUAUAUGCAACACAACAGACCUCACCUCCUCGCCUAACCAGCCAAACUUCAACACUUGUACUCAAUGUCACAAUGAAGUGUGCAACCAGUGUGGGUUCAACCCUAACCCUCAUCUCACAGAGGUGAAGGAAUGGCUGUGCUUGAACUGUCAGAUGCAGAGGGCUCUGGGGAUGGACAUGACUACUGCUACGAGAUCAAAAAGCCAGCAGCAACUGCAUUCUCCUAUUCUCUCUCCAUCACAGUCUCCUGCCAAACAAGCUAAACCCCAUGCUUCUCCUCAGCACACACAGCAGCAGCAACAAUCAACCCCACAACAUCAACCACUGCCCAAAUCACAGCUUCAGUCUCAUCCUCAGCUGCUUCCACAGUCUCAACAACAUCAGCAUGUGCAACAAGCCCAGCCACACCAACAUCCUCAGCAGCAGCCUCAACCAGAAACCCAUCAACAGAAGCCCCAAUACCAAUCACAAACCCAAAGUAAACUGCAUUCUCAAAACCAACAACAAGCUCCUAAACCUCAGAGCCAUCAUCCGUCACCGUCAUAUGUACAAGCAGGUAAAGAAACGCCACAUGGAAGUGGACGGAUGGAAAACAUUCAUAGUUCUUCUACCCCAUUGCCUCAACAAGCAAAAACUCAACCAACUCAGCAACGAGAGCCGAUAAGCCAAGCCUAUCCAAAAUCCACCGCUCCUCAGGAAGUUUUGCGAUCUUCACCACAACAUCAACCAGUAGAGCAAAGAAAAACUGUAGGUAGCUCUCCAGCGAAAACUCCAGCAGCUUCAUCACAUGGAGCCCAAGAUCAAAACCAGGAAGGUCUCACCGGAAAAUUAUUUGGCUUUGGGGCCUCACUUUUGAACCAGGCGAGCACACUUAUUUCUGUUCCAGCAGAAACCGCCCCACAAAGCCAACAGUCCCCUGGCAAAGUGCCUCCAAAAAUAGUCUUUAGUGAUGCAAGCAAGGACAGUAGCGCUAAACCACAGGGACCCAUGUCUGCCGUACCCAGCAGAGUUGAGAGCUCCCCUGUUCAUAGACAAGGGAAAAUUGAACAUGUUAAGCCAAAGGAUGUGCCGAAAGUCAUGUGCCCAUUGUGUAAAACAGAACUUAAUGUGGGUUCCAGUGAGCCCACUAAUUACAAUACCUGCACGUCAUGUAAAAAACAAGUGUGCAACAUGUGUGGAUUCAACCCAACCCCUCACCUGCAGGAGAAAAAUGAAUGGCUGUGCUUGAACUGCCAAACGCAACGGCUGUUAGAGGGAAGUUUAGGUGACACGCCACCUUCACUGCCACUGACAUCAAAGCAACAAGGUUCUCCUCGGCAUCUGCCAGCACUUCCAACAACUGGAACACCUAAGCAUUCACAAGGUGCCCCAACAACAGGAUCGCCAAGGCACCAGACUCCCACUCAUACAGCAUCACCCCAGCACCAAAAACCAGGACAUAUGCAGACAUCAUCACCCCAGCACCAGAAACAGGGACCUAUAUCUACGACAACCCCUCAGCAUCACACAGGACCAGCAGAACUGCAUCAAAAAUCUGUCUCACAAUCAAUCACAGGGCAACAGAUAGGGGCUACUCAAGACAAACACAGUUUUCAGACUGACCACCUCAGGAGCACUGUACAAGGCAAAGUUCAUAUUUUCAAUGAAGAUAAAAAACAUCCAGAUGAAACCGCUCAAUCCAAAGGUUCUGCAGACUCUCAAAAGGUGUCAAAACAGCUGGUGCCAAAAGGAAAAAGCUUGGGAAAUAAAAAGGAAACUGGGUCAAGACAUGACAAGAUUUCAUCUGAAUUGCAUAAAGCAAAAGAUCAAGAGGACAUAAGCAAGCCUUAUCCCCAUGACCUGUCCCGUAGCCCACAAAGCCUAAGUGAUACAGGCUACUCUUCUGAUGGAAUUUCUAGUUCACAAAGUGAAAUUGCAGGCCUGGUACAACAAGAGGAAGAGAAAUUAAGUGGGACUGGUAUCUCUCAACACAGUCCACCAAGCCCAUCUGAGCUGACAAAGCUAGAAAGCUCUGUAAGGCCUCUCUUGGAAUCAAAUAGCAUCACCCAGGGAAGCAACGGAAAAAUGUUACAUGGUUCACGAGAAGAUCAAAAGCAAAAGCUGAGACCAAGAUCAUUGUCUAUUACUCCUGAAGCUUUUGAUUCUGAUGAUGAAUUGGAAGAUAUUCUUGAGGAAGAUGAAGACUCUCUUGAAUGGGAAAAUCAAAGGGACCAGAGAGAUAUUGUGGAAUCAUCUGAUGAUUUUGGUAGUAAGCUGCGUCAUGACUAUGUGGAGGAUAGUAGUGAAGGAUUUUCUCCUUUGCCAACUAGGCAAAAGAAGGGUGAAUUCUCUGAUGAAGAAUUUAUGAGGAGGCAAAUUUUAGAAAUGAGCGCAGAAGAAGACAACCUUGAAGAUGAUGAAGAUGAGUAUAGUCAUGUCAAAUACAGCAGUGGCAAGAACGGACAGAAGGCAAAUUCCGAAAAAGUUAAAAGUACUUCUUCUAAAAGACGGCUUUACAAUUCAAACAAUAUUUAUGAUGAAAGCAGGAAAGAAACAGAAGAAGAAGAAGAAGAAGACAUGUCUGCCUCACAAGGAGGGUUAAGACGUUUCAAGACCAUUGAUUUAAAUAGCACAAACAGUUAUAAUAGAGAUAUAGACCUUGAACAUGAAAAUGACAUCUGCUUAGAAAGAGAGCCAGAACUAGAAAUGGAAAGUUUGACUGGAUCACCAGAGGAAAGAUCUAGAGGUGAAUAUUCAUCAACUCUACCUGCAACAACACCUAGCUAUACAUCUGGUACAUCUCCUACGUCUAUGUCAUCCCUCGAAGAAGACAGUGACAGCAGUCCUAGUCGAAGGCAGAGGCUAGAGGAAGUCAAGCAGCAGAGAAAAGCACGCCACCGCUCUCAUGGGCCUCUGUUGCCUACUAUUGAGGAUUCUUCAGAAGAAGAGGAACUCCGUGAAGAAGAAGAACUUUUAAGGGAGCAGGAAAAAAUGAGAGAAGUUGAACAGCAGAGGAUUCGAAGUACUGCACGCAAGACCAAAAGAGACAAAGAAGAGCUGAGGGCACAAAGAAGGAGAGAGAGGUCAAAAACUCCACCAAGCAAUUUGUCUCCAAUUGAGGAUGCAUCUCCAACUGAAGAACUAAGGCAAGCAGCAGAGAUGGAAGAACUUCAUAGAUCAUCUUGUUCAGAAUAUUCACCCUCUAUUGAUUCUGAAGCAGAAGGAUUUGAAUUGAUUGGUUCAAAGUUAUACAAAUCAGGCAGUGAAUACAACUUGCCAACAUUUAUGUCACUGUAUUCUCCCACAGAGAAAACAUCAAGCACCUCUGGUAACAAGCCGUUAAAAAGUGCUGAAGAAGUGUAUGAAGAGCUAAUGAGAAAAGCUGAAAUGUUUCAGAAACAACAACUACAACAAUUGCAGCAAAACUCAAUGUAUGGUAACAAUUAUCAGCAAGUGAAUUACAUUGGUACAGAAAGCCAGAAUAAUUUUGAAUAUCAGUACAUAGAUGAGUACAACUAUGACAGUGGUCCGAUUGGUUCAUCCCAAACCGAAUACCAUGUGGGUUUAUCCAAACCUGGUACAGUUUAUGAUGAAAUUUUACAGACAUCACAGAAUAUCUCAAGAAUGCACCAGUCUUCAUCACAAGACUUAUCUUUACAUCAGGAAGAUAAAAAAACAGAACUGUACCCAGAAAAACAGUUUUUGAAUGCUGAAAAUGCACACAAUGAUUUAAUCAAGCAAACUAGUGGACCCCUCACUCCUGGAACAAGCCCCACCCAGUUGUCAGCACCAGUGUCAUUUUCAUCGUCUGAUGGCCACGCUGGUAGAGUUAUACCGGAUGUGCGUGUUACACAGCAUUUUUCUAAAGAUGGGCUAGAUCGGACAAAGCUGCAGAGCUCUUCUACUAUGCCUAGUUCCAAAACCAUAUCAUCAAAUUACCAGUAUGGUAAAGGAGCGACAACCACCACUACUUCAGUAGUUCAGACAAUACCAUCUCCCACAGGUACAACACCUCUGCAUUCAGGAACUAUGCCUGUACUUCCUACACAGAGGAGUUAUGGACAAUGUAAAGGCACCAGUGAUUUUAGGGCAAAUGAAGAACAGCAUAGAGAUCGAAUAGGUGCUGACAUUAAUUUAGCAUCAAAAGACAGCACACAGGGUGCAGGUGAUAUGAGGGGAAAUGUUUCUCUGACAUCUAAAGUCAUCUCCUUCUUCAAGAGUUCAAGUCCUCCACUUUCUCCUUCCUCACCAACACAGAGUCCCACUCAUUCAUCACCAAGGAUAAGUCUAGUGUCAGGAAGCAAAUCUACUGCAGAAUUUUCAUCCCAAACUCAAACUACCCAUGCAUCAUUUGAUGGCUCUGUAGCCUCAUCUGUAGUCUCUUCACCUAUGGUAGCUCAUGGCACACAAACUCCAGAGCGAACCAGACCACCUCGUAUUUCCAGGCAACAGUCAUCACAAGAAGCUCCUUUUAUGGUCAUUACAUUGGCAUCAGCUUCAUCAAGCCAAACUAAAUCUAAAAGUGUAAGUUCUUCUACUUCCCCUGUCACAUCUCCAACCAGGCUUAAUCGUCAGCAGACACUACACAGUUAUAGUCAAACAUCUGCUGCUAGUUCACAAACCCAACAAGAACAAAGUCAAACAAGCUACAGCAAGGAGCAUACAAACAUAGAUAGAGCUCCUCCUGCAGGGAGACAGAUGGUAACUCCUAAAGGCCAGUCAUCCUCUGUGGUAGAUGGUUCAAGUGGUACUUAUGCUUGGGGCUCUUUACCACCAGAAAAUAUAUCAUUAUGCAGAAUUUCCUCUGUUCCUGGAACAUCAAGAGUAGAGCCUGGUCCCAAACACAGUGGCAGUGCUGUAGAUUUGCGAACUGCAAUUAAACCAGCUCCAGUCAUUAUGACUGACCAGGGUAUGGAUCUCACAUCAUUAGCUACUGAAACCAGAAGGUACUCACUUACUAUGGACCAGUCUCCUUCUCGACAAUCUACAGCUGUUCAACCAAUGAUUGUAAAUUUGAAUGCCCAAGAACAACCUCAUGCCAUUAUAGCAACAGGCACUACUGUUAGCAUAACUGCUGCUUCUUCCAUGAUUGUUUCACAGCCAAAACAGCCAACAAUCUAUGGAGAUCCCUAUCAAAAUAGGGUGGACUUUGGUCAAGGAACAGGAAGUGCAGUUUGCUUAACACAAGUCAAGCAAGUGGAUCAAGCAACUGCUACUAUGUGUAAACCAGAUGAUGUUGUUGGUAUCCAAAAAGAUAUAUAUUCAAGAUACAAUCUCCCCAGUCAAGUAACUCCCAUAGUUAAAAGAGAUGGGGUCUCUCAACCCAGUAAUAUUCAAAGCAUCAGUAACAUCAGUUGCAUUCCAAGGCAGUACCAACAAGAUCAGAGCACAGGUCCUACAGAAGUAUACAGAGGUGCACCAGAAUCUAAAGUACCACAUCCUUCAUUUAAUACUGCUGGAAACCAACCUCAUACCAUGAUGGUCCAGUUGGAUGACAUUGCUUCUGGAACAGUGACACAAAUUUUGCGGGAAGAACACGCAUCAAAUGCUUUAGACCUCACAGGAAUAAAGCCUGAAAGUCAGGUGGCAUGCUGUGAUAUGGUCUACAAGUUUCCUUUUGGCAGCAGUUGCACGGGUACAUACAACUCUUCCAAAAUUCCUGAAAAACAUACUGCAGAGCCAUCUCAGGCUGUGAGAUCUGGGACUCAGUAUUAUGGACAGAGAGAUCAAGACAUUUCAGAUAACUAUCCCUAUAGAGAAGCAAAUCCUGUUUUACCUGCUCCACCUCCUCAGAAUUUGUAUGAGGAACAGAAAUUUCAUCCUUGUGGACCAACAGGAAGACUGCAUUCAUCCAUGUCGGAAACUAACCUUUCUGAUAUUGGUUUGUACCAGCCUUAUCAUGGGACUGGAGGAGAAGCUGCUAUGGACUUGUCUACAAUGAGAAAUUCAUUUAGUGGGAACUUAACCGAUGGAAGCUAUAUAGGUCAGGGAAUGCAGUAUGGGUCAUUCACUGACCUACGCCAACCUACAGAUUUAAUAAACAGUGCGCUGCCCAUGAGAAGGUACAGUUCACUAUCUAACAUUUAUUCUGAUUACAGAUACUCUUCUAAAGAUCUGUCUAACUUCCAAGAAUCAAAUCUUGCUCAGUACAGUGCAACAACAGCUCGUGAAAUUAGCAGAAUGUGUGCAGCCUUGAAUUCUAUGGAGCAUUAUGGGAGCAGACAUCCUAACAGUGUAGAUAUGUUGCAGUAUGGGGCAAGUUCCAUGGGUAGUGGUCCAGCAGCAGGUAAUAUCCUACCCAAUCAACAGGGAAUGACAUCUGUCAGACAAAACAUGAUGUAUGGUCAGCAAUUGCCAGAAACAAGACAGGGUUUUGGAAAUUUAGCGCAAUACAAUAUCUCUGGUUUACGAGCAGGAACUGUUAGACAGAUGUUCCCUCCUGCUGCCACUGUAAGAGCUGCUGAUGGCAUGAUUUACUCAACAAUUAAUACUCCUAUAGCAUCUACGCUUCCAAUUACCACGCAACCAGCACCUGUUUUAAGGCCAAUGCUUAGAGGUUUAUAUAGGCCAUAUGGGCCAGGAAAUAUUACAGCUGUGCCACUGGCAAGUCUAACUAGGGUCCCCAUGGUUACUCCAAGAAUGCCAUUGGCACCACAAGGAGUGUAUCGUUAUCCUGGAGUAAGCAGAUUUCCAGCACCUUCUACAGCUUCAUCAAUGGAUACCCCAGUUUAUUUGGGAAAGCCAGCUGCAGCUGAUACAACUAGUCCAGCCAAUGUCAUUAGUACUACAGCACCUGCCCUUCCUGUUUCAACAGCAGUUUCGAGCAUUCUUGCAUCUUCAACUGUACGGACAGAGCAAACCACCUCAGUGAUUCGUGAUGACAUCACAUCUUCUGUGGUUCAGAGUAAUGCUUCCAAAGACACAAGUCAACCACAACAACAAAAGCCUGUUCCUGAAGUUCCUUCAUCUACAACUACACAAAAGCCUGGAGCUGAGGAAAAAGAAGAAGAAAGACAAAGAAAACAGCAAGAACAGAUGCUACAGAUUGAAAGAGAAAGAGUUGAGUUGGAGACAUUGAGGCAAAUGCGCCUGCAUGAAGAAUUAGAGCGGGAACGGAUAGAACUACAACGACAUAGAGAGAAGGAACAGAUGUUGGUUCAGAGGGAAUUGCAAGAGUUGCAGUCUAUCAAACAUCAAGUACUGCAACAACAGCAGGAGGAACGGCAUGUUCAAUUUGCUCUCCAAAGGGAGCAAUUAGCACAACAGCGUAUGCAGCUUGAGCAAAUUCAGCAGUUGCAGCAGCAGUUGCAGCAACAACUCGAAGACCAAAAAAGACAAAAGAAUAUUGCGCCCUCUGCAUGUGAGCAAACUGGAAGGCUCCCACCUCAGACUGUAUCUGAAAUAGCAAUUGAAAUGCAAAGGACUCUUGCACAAUCUGGCCAAUACUGGCCACCAAUUAACCAACCCUUUAUUGCUAUGGCACCCACAGUGCCUGAAGCCCAAGGACAACCCCGUUAUCCUCCACCUCCAAGGCCACUUACUAAUUCUGCUUCAGAAAUGAGUCUCCAAACAGAUGAACAAUGGGAGGUUAAUAGAACUAUCAAAAAAAGAAACUCAAUGCCACGUCUCAGGGAUGCUUAUAAUACAGAUGAGAAUCAUGAAUCAUAUAUUGUUAAGAAGAUAACUGACAGCAGUGUACAGACCGAUGAUGAGGACGGUGAAGAUAGAUUUUACAUGUCAAGAAGGCGCAAAACAAAGCGCAGCACUGACUGCAGCGUUCAAACAGAUGAUGAAGACAAUGCUGAUUGGGAACAGCCAGUUCGCAGGCGCCGGUCCAGAUUUUCUCGGCAUUCAGAUUCAAGUUCUGACAGCAAGCAUGAUGCAAAGGGAACAUCAAGUAUAGCUAUCCAGACAAUUACUGACUGCUCUGUGCAAACAGAACCAGAUCAAUUUCAAAGAGUGUCACCUUCUAUUCAUAUUACUACUCCAGAUCCAAAAGUAGAGAUUAUAAAAUAUAUAUCUGCCCCAGAGAAGACCCAAAAAGGAGAAAGCCUAGCCUGUCAAACUGAACCAGAGACUCAUUCCCAUGGAAUAGUUGCACCUCAGUUCGGUGUUCCUACAACUAUAACACCGUAUUCCUCCAACAUACACACUGUAACUGCAGGAAUCCUGAACACUACUAGACAACCAGGAAUAACUAAAUAUGAGAAGAAGAAACCUGAUCCCCUUGAGAUUGGUUAUCAGUCUCAUUUGCCAGCAGAUACACUUUCUCAGCUAGUUACAAGACAGCCCCCCAAGUCUCCUCAUGUUCUCUACUCUCCUGUUUCUCCGCUUUCUCCUCAUAGAUUGCUGGAGUCUACAUUUGCUUCUAGUGAAAGGCUAAACAAGGCACAUGUGACUCCUCAAAAGCAUUUCACUGCUGAUAGCACUCAACGACAGCAAAUCUUACCACGUCCUCUUAAAACCAUGCAGAGGUCCUUGUCAGAUCCCAAACCUAUCAGCCCUACAUCUGAAGACUCAGCCAAGGACAGGUUCUCUUUAUAUCAACAGCAGUUAUUGCAAAGUGGCCAGAUCACAGCCUUCCAAUCAAAUACUUUGACACGCAAAGUGAAACGAACUCUUCCGAGUCCUCCUCCUGAUGAAGGUCAUCUUUCCUUAACUACCAGUCAGGCUCAUUCUCAAAUAUAUAUGCCCAAUGUCACCCAGAAGAUUAUGGGAGGUCAAGCAAUUCAGAUGCCUAAAGUUGGUUUCCUUAAAACCAUUGAUCGUGACCUAAAGAUUGUAGAGCAAGAAUCAACAAAGCUCCGCAAGCAGCAAGCUGAACUUGAAGAAGAGGAAAAGGAGAUUGAUGCCAAGCUAAAAUAUUUAGAACUUGGCAUUACACAAAGGAAGGAAAUUUUCGUCAAGGAUGUAGGUAGAAGAGAUUUUCCAUACAUGAAGUGUUUAGGUGAGAACAGGAAUUAUAUGUCUGAUAGUGAGCUCAACAACAUGCGAAUUUCUGGCUAUGAUACCAAUGGGCUUUCAAAUAGAACUGGCACCACCCCUCAAUAUUCUGAUUUCCAGACUACCCAGCUGCAUCAAACAACUACUUCUUCUUAUACUCCUAGCACUUAUCAAUACACUGCAGGCCAAACUGUAACUUCAGCAUCUACAUCUCUUCAGCAGACACGUUUUCAGCAACCCCAACAUCCAGUAUCAACUAAUGGUCCAUCCCAAAAUAUUUUCCAGACUCAGUUAUCUGGCUAUCUUCCCCAAAGCUCAUAUCAGACUCACAACAUUUCUCAAAAUACAAGCUAUCAGUCAGGUCCAGGACUGCAGAACCAUACUGGUUUCCGACCACCAAACCCCUACCAAACCCAACCUACCUAUGCAAAUCAGACACCUUUGCAAACUCCCAUUAACUCAGGCUUUCAGACACAGGACAGUCAUGCAACUCAUCAAAAACCUAGGCAGACAACAUUGGCGGAUUUAGAGCAUAAGGUACCCACAAAUUAUGAGGUCAUUGUAAAUCCCACAGUAGUUAUCUCAUCUGCUCCUCCAGAUAGUGCCUUCAGUAGCACUACAGUGGCAAGCAGCUUUGAUCAAUAUAGAGCUCCAGAUGUGAGGCCAACAGAAAGGGGCAGUGGAUCUGAGAACCCAUCAAAUAGUUACCAGUCUGAUUCAUUAUAUACAAAUCUUGAACAAAACAUCCCCCGUAAUUAUGUGAUGAUUGACGAUAUUAGUGAACUAACCAAACAGAAUCCACCUACAACUGAAAGUCAAAAGGUUGAAACAUUGUCUCAGUCACUGCAACAAACUAACAAUGGACGCCACAUGAAAGACAAAAAUGGCCAUCAUGAGAUUGAAAGCUCAAGUAAGCCCUGUUGUUAUUCAAGAGCUGAGGAAGAAUCGGAAGAGGAUAUGUAUGACCAUCACAGUUCUGACUAUAGAAGUAAAAAUAGCUAUCAGAGGGGUCCUGAUAAUAAUGGCCGUGACUCUGGUAGUAGCAGUUACUACUAUGAUAAUGAUCCCAGACACUCCACGCGUUUUGAUAGACAUGGACCCACCACAGGAAUGCAGAAACAUUCAUCAAAGAACCUGGCCCCUGCUGUAGUGUCCUCUAAGCGCAGCAAACACCGGAAACAGGGAAUGGAACAAAAGAUCUCCAAGUUCUCUCCAAUUGAGGAAGCAAAAGAUGUGGAAACUGACCUGGCUGCAUCUUAUCCAGUUACAACAUCAAUUAGCAGCAGUAUUGUCUCAUCUAGAGCAAAAAAACUACAGGAUGAUAUUACAUAUGGUUUAAAGAAAAAUGUAUAUGAACAGCAAAAAUACUAUGGAGUUUCUAGUAGGGAUAUGGUGGAGGAAGAUGACAGAAUAUAUGGUAGCAGCAAUCGAUCUAGAUCAGCUUCCAGUUAUGGGUUGGAAAAGUCAAACCGUGACUCUGGAAGCAGCAGGAGCAAAUCUUAUGAAAGGGAUAGUAGUGAUAGGUAUCAUAAGUCAAACUCAAAACCUUCUACUCUUAGCAUGAAUCAAGGCAGAGGUCGAGCCCCAAUGCGAACACAGGCUUCAGAAGAGGAAAGUCCUGUAAGCCCACUAGGAAAGUCUGUGGGUGUGUCCCGCUCAUCAGGUGGGCAUAUAUCUCAACCCCCUGUUGAUAGUUGCCCACAGUUCUGUUCUAGUCAUUCACUGCCUGAUGUCCAAGAACAUAUCAAGGAAGUGCCAAGAAACCAUAUAUAUAAGCAAGAAGAUAAUUACAUGAUGGAUGACUCACACUGUGUUGUAUCGGACAGUGAAGCCUAUCAUUUGGGUCAGGAAGAAACUGAUUGGUUUGAUAAACCAAGAGAGGCACGGUCUGACAGAUCAAGGUACUACAGCAGCCACUCCUCAUCACAGAAGAAAAUGCCUGUUAAACAUACUUACCAUGAUUAUGAUGAACCCCCAGAUGAAGACACAUGGUCGCAGGAUGAUUAUUCUCAGUCUCGUCACUCUUCUUCAAAAGAACAUAGACAUCAUGGAGAGUCUAGUAGACAUUCUUCUUCCAGGCAUCCUGAAGAACAACCUAGACGAUCAUCUAAACAGCAUCCCAGAGACCAAGGACAGCAUCCCAGAGACCAAGGACAGUAUCCCAGAGACCAAGGACAGCAUCCCAGAGACCAAGGACAGUAUCCCAGAGACCAAGGACAGUAUCCCAGAGACCAAGGACAGUUUCCCAGAGACCAAGGACAGCAUCCCAGAGACCAAGGACAGUAUCCAAGAGAUCAAGGACAGCAACCCAGAGACCAAGGCCAGUAUCCCAGAGACCAAGGACAGCAUCCCAGAGACCAAGGACAGCAUCUCAGAGACCAAGGACAGCAUCCCAGAGACCAAGGACGGCAGGAUGCUCGUCCACAUUCACAUCCUUCAUCAUCUUCCAAAAAGUCAGACACACGAGGUCAAUCAGGGUAUCCAUCAAGUUCUUCAGAUUAUGUCUCCCAAUCUAGACCACAAUCUAGUUAUCAUCAUACUUCAGAAUCACAGAAGUCAGUUAGGCAGCCACAAUUGUCACAACAACAAAAAACUGACCCACAUCACCCAAUGUCACAGCAAACAAGGCAGCAGCAGCAAGCAGGUCAGCAACAGCAAAGACAACAGCAGCCAACACAGCAGACGUCCAGACAGCAAGGCAUUGGGACAUCACAGCCCGCUGCUCAUCAAACUCACCAAGCACCUCAUCAAGCUACAACACAUCAAACCACACACCAACAGUCCCAGCAUCUGCAAGGUUCCCAACAACCAACCAGAACACAGACGCAACAGCAGCCACAGCAACCACAGCCACAACAGCUGCAGCAACAACAACAAUUAGGAACCCAAGUGCAACCUGCUUCAAAGCCACUGCAACAACAACAACAACAGCAACCCCAGCAAGCGAUGAAACCUCAACAGACCCCGCAGUCCAAUGCUACUCAAUCAGCAGUUCAAGCCAAAGCAGAGCCACUGGACAGUUCAAAGACCGCAGCAAAGCCUGUGCCGCAACAGGCGAGAGGACCACAACCCUCAAUGCAAGGCGCUCCAACAGGUAUAAAAAUUGGUCAGAAACCACCAACAGCAGCAAUGGGAGCAACUGGAUCAGCUGCAGGACAACCAGGCUCAGAAGGGGAGAGCGUCUUCUCCAAAAUUCUCCCGGGAGGUGCAGCUGAACAAGCAGGCAAAUUGACAGAUGCUGUGUCUGCAUUCGGCAAGAAAUUUUCAUCGUUCUGGUGAGAAAGUCCUGCACGAGUGAAGAUUUCAGAAUGGAAAAAUUUAUGGAGAAACCAAAAUGCAGCGCUGAACUCUGGGUAUAAAAGCUUCCAUAGGGAACAUGAAAGCACUGACUUGUUAGCCACAGGAUAAUUUACUUUCAGUGCACUAGGGAAUCUUUAAAGAUGAUCAAACGUUGGAUGGGGCAACAGAGAAUUAGGAAGAUUCCCGAAUGAACCGGAAGAAAAGAAAAAUGAAAUGAACAAAGGCCCCUCAGAAACAAGAGGAUACCAUUGUCAUCUUCUGCCGACUAAUCUCUAAUGCCAUAUACGUAUAUUCAGGGUAUUUAUGUUCCCUUCUUGAGUUUAUACUCAGAGUUCUGGGGUUGGCACUUAAAUGUGGUUCAUCUUCAGAUUUUUUUCCACAGUCUCUACUACGAAUCUUCAGAGGGCUUGAGCAGCAUGCUCCUUUAUUCCUAUAACAUUCCACUCCUGACCAAUGAUACAUAGUGAUUUUCCAAGGAAUCCCUCUCUGCACGGGGAACCACACAAACCAAAUCCUAGACGCGAAGCGUCUGUAAGGAAAGAGAACUUCGAUAUGAGGACCUAACACUGUUCAUCCUACUAAAACAUGAGGCCAUAGGACUCUGAAAGGCAGUAUUUUGACUGGCUUGGUUUAUAAAUCAAAAUUAAUCCUGGCCGGGCAUGUCUGUCAGCUAUAAGUAAGCCAUCAUUUAGCCAUACGAAUGGCAGUUUUCAUGUCUGUCUCUUUAAUCUCCUGGAAAUCCCCCCCCCCUUUUUUUUUCUUUUUCAUUUUAUUUCAUUUUAAAACAGCCUUAACUAUUCAACUUUAAUUUUCUCAUAUACCUCAUUUUUAUUUUGCUCUCCAGUGUAUUUACACUACAUUAUUUUUGGUAUGUUAUGAUUUGAUUUUGCUGUUGGAUUAGCACAUAGGUUAUCUCUAGAAGCAAUAGAGAACAGACAAAGAGCACAAAAUAACGCGAGAGACAGAGAGGAGCAUGGCAUCCUCAGCUCUCCUUUUCUAAAGACUGUGCAAUUAAAGUCCUAAGCCAUUGCCAGCUGGCAUGCUCAGAGAGAUGACAAGGUCUUCACGAGCAAGUCUCCUUACUUCUGAAGCAUGUAAACGUCCAGAAGAAGUCAUCCAUUGUUCGAACUAUAUGACUAUUGUGAAGUUGCUCCUGUGUCCGCUUUUUAUUGGGCCUUCCCUGUCCUGUUGAGCAUGCUCAAAUCUGACAGUCUCAUUGGUCUAAUCCAUUGGCGCUUCCAUCCACCUUAGGUUGCAGCAACCGAUUAUCAUGUCUAAUUGUCUAUGCAAUGAAAUACAAAUUUUGGGGGCGGGGUGGGUAAUACUGUGUUCAUAGUUCACAUUUAAAUGUUAUGUAUAAAAGAUUUCUUUCAAUAUGUUCUAUUGGGAAACUGAAUUGAUAUGUUUAUAUCUAACCCCGUGUGUAUGAUGUUUCUGAGUUAGUGGCAUGUUUGACUCCUUUUAAGAUACUUUGCCAAAGGCUAGUAGCCAUAUAGCCUGUAAAAAUUGUCGUUUGUCUUACUGCAUGGCUUGCUACCCCUGUACCUUGCACGGUUUCAUCUCAUUGAAAUUGAUUCCGGUUUUGGCUAGACAGACUUCACUUUUACUUACUUUUUGCAGUAAUAUCCUCAUUUGGUAUUGUUUGCCAAUCUGUGCACUUGAUGUUAUAAAGGACGAAGGCCAAGCUACACCUGAUGAGUCGACCGAUCUGAUAUGGGUUUUUGGGAACCGGUAUGGCUAUUAUUAAUGGUAGAGCACUUAGUCUAUGAACCUGUGUUUUUCUGUCAGCUCUAAAUGCCGGGUGAAUCCAUGAAUCUUAUUCAGUUGUAUACUACCAGAUUCACCCCUUAGUUAAGCCUAUCCUUUUUUUGUCCCAAAGGUCCAGCCUUACUUAGCUCCUUAGGCCAACUUUGACAACACAGACGUAUGGUAAAUAUGGACGUUGGCAAAUUCUAAUUAUAGAUAUUUGUGCCAGUUUAUUAUCAUUUCAGUCUUAAUUUCGUCUUCAUUAUUUAUGACCAAGGCAUUCCAAACAAAACAAAAUCCCCAUCACCUCCAUCUAGCAUCCUGGAUAGUAUACUGUGCAUUUUCAUUGGGACCUUUUAUUUUUUUAUCUUGUCAUCCCUUAAAAAGAAAAAUACUAGUUAUUGCAUACCAUAGGCACCUAUAUCAUUAAUGGGACUUGCUAUUUAUAAAGAGCUUUAAAAGCCUUGGCAAUUACAUAGGCCUCCAAAAUAUCAAGGCUUAAUCGAAUGACUUUUUCCAUUUACAGCAAAGCAAUUCAAGCCCGACCGAGUUCAUCAUCACCGUUUAUGUGAGCAAACAAAAAUGCAAGCGGAUUUUCCCUUUAACCUUCCAACGAAUGUAGCAUCUGAGAAUGUGUCUUACCCGUUGAGCGUUUUGUGUCUUUCCUUGCUGAGUGUUCUGUGCAUGAAUUAGAUACUUGUUAUGCAAAAUGAUCAAAUCUCCGAGCAUCGCUGAUUCAUCUAAGGUGUUAUUUAUCAUGUUAAAUGUGGGUUACCCAGCAUCCACUGGAAAAUGUAUGAGCGUGUUGGUGCAAUAAACCAUCUACGCAGCCGUUGGCAAUGAUGUGCAUAACGACGGGGAUACGUGCAUCCGAGGUGAAUCUGAAUUCCUGGCUGUCUUAGUUUUGUUGUCUAUGGCUCUUUCGUCAGCCAUCAAUGUAUAUAGUUGUACAGUGUGUAAAUGUUCAUGUGUUGUAAGUAAAGCAAGAACAAAAAGAAAAAAUUCCAGCAUGACAACCAUUGGCCAUGUGUGCUGGUGUGUCAUCUGUCUUAUCAGUACAUCUGCCAACCUUAAGCUUUUUUUUGUGUAUAAAAAUGAUUUAAAGAUAAUAUAUUCAUGUAGAGAGAGAGAGAGUAAAGAUAUUAUAGUGGCUGACUUGCUGAGACCAAUCAGACAUUUCGGAAAUGUUUUUGUCUCAUUGAGCUGUUCUCUUUUAUACAAACAGGAGAACAAUUCUUAAGGAGGUCAACCCAGGUUGGGGGUGAGGGGAGGCGGGGAACAAAUGUUACAUAAGAAGGGAGAGGUAUGUAUAAAUUAAUAUAUUUAAAGAAACAAAGAUAAAGUUUACAGUUGUAAGUGCAAUGACCUGAAUCCUAUAUAUGAGCAUUGUAAUUUGUGUCUGUCCUGCUGUGCCCUUUAAAAACGUUGUAGUAUUUCAAUGUGUCACAUCAUGUAUUGUGAUUCAGUAAUCAGCUGACCCCUUACAAGGUAUUUCUGUGGCGGCAGAAUAAAAAGGACUUGAUAUGA
Messenger RNA from Xenopus laevis (African clawed frog), 16400 nucleotides. It is a transcript of the gene bsn.L, whose product is annotated as protein bassoon-like. Lineage: Eukaryota; Metazoa; Chordata; Amphibia; Anura; Pipidae. The transcript is spliced from 12 exons. The record is from RefSeq and is a predicted model, not a curated record. Bases 468 to 13106 code for a protein of 4212 amino acids.